CGUGCAGCGCGGGCAGCUGUGUACAGCCCGGAGCCCCGGCCAGCCCCGGCCACUGCGUUUGCACUUUCCCCGCACUCGCUGCCGGGAAGCUGCGGAAGUGAGAGGCCUCCGGCCCGAGUCCCUAGCCCCGAGCCCGAUCUCCCGAACGAACCAUGCCUGCGUCCUCGGCACUGCGCGACUGCCAGGCAUGGAAGGACGCCAAGCUCCCGCUCUCCACCACGAGCAAUGAAGCCUGUAAGCUGUUCGAUGCCACCCUGACCCAGUAUGUAAAAUGGGCCAAUGACAAGAGUCUCGGGGGCAUCGAGGGCUGCCUGGCGAAGCUCAAAGCGGCAGAUCCGACCUUUGCCAUGGGCCACGUCAUCGCCAACGGCCUCGUGCUCAUUGGCACCGGAAGCUCCGUGAGGCUGGACAAAGAGCUGGACAUGGCCAUGAAGACCAUGGUGGAGCUUUCGAAGACCCAGCCGCUGACACCCAGGGAGCAGCUGCAUGUGUCUGCGGUGGAGACAUUUGCCAAGGGGAAUUUGUCGAAAGCCUGUGAUCUGUGGGAGGAGAUCCUGCGGGACCACCCGACAGACAUGCUGGCCCUGAAGUUUGCCCACGACGGCUACUUCUACCUGGGCUACAAGGAACAGAUGAGAGACUCUGUGGCUCGAGUGUACCCCUUCUGGACACCUGACGUCCCCCUCAGCAGCUAUGUGAAAGGCCUCUAUUCUUUUGGACUGAUGGAAACACACUUCUACGACCAGGCAGCAAAGCUCGCCAAAGAGGCUCUCUCCGCCGAACCCACAGACGCAUGGUCUGUGCACACCGUGGCGCAUGUGCACGAGAUGAGGGCGGAGUACAAGGCCGGGCUGGAGUUCAUGCAGCACUCGGAAAAUCAAUGGAAGGACUCUGACAUGCUGGCUUGCCACAAUUACUGGCACUGGGCCCUGUACUUGAUUGAGAAGGGUGACUACGAGGGGGCGCUGACCAUCUAUGAUAAUCAUAUCCUGCCCAGCCUGCAGAGGAGCGGUACCAUGCUGGACAUGGUGGACAGCUGCUCCAUGCUCUUCCGCCUCCAGAUGGAAGGGGUGUCCGUGGGCCAGCGGUGGCAGGACGUCCUGCCUGUGACGAGGCCUCACAGCCAGGACCACAUCCUGCUGUUCAAUGAUGCUCACUUCCUGAUGGCCUCGCUGGGCGCCCAGGACCGCCAGACCACACAGGACCUGCUGACUAGCCUGCAGGAAGCCAGCGAGUCCCCAGGGGAGAACUGCCAGCACCUGCUGGCCCGAGACGUGGGGCUGCCCCUGUGCCGGGCAAUGGUAGAGUUCAAGGACGGGAACGCCGACCGCGCGCUGGAGCUGCUGCUGCCCAUCCGUUACCGCAUCGUCCAGAUCGGGGGCAGCGAUGCCCAGAGAGAUGUCUUCAACCAGCUGCUGAUCCACACAGCCUUGAACUGCACCUCCAGCGCCUACAGGAAUGUGGCCCGGAGCCUUCUGAUGGAGCGUGACGCCCUGAAGCCCAACUCGCCCCUGACUGAACGGCUCAUCCGCAAGGCGGCUGCCGUUCACCUCAUGUAGUGAUCAGGGCUGCACGAGCCAGAGUGACUGCUCCUGCAUCAGGGCAACACUGGGGUAGGGUCAGGGGGUUGGACCUGCUUGCUAGGACAGAGUCGGCCCGAGCGGAAUGCAUCCUGCACUCAGUUUUAUAGAAAGAGGGAAGGCAAGUUAAUUUUCUUUCUUUUUUUUUUUUUUUUUUUGUCUUUUUCCUUUUUAUCGGUACCGGGGAUCGAACUCAGGACUGCCUGCUUGCAAGGCAGGCGCUUAUGCCGCUGAGCUAAAUCCCCAGGCCCCGGCAAGUUAAUUUUCAAUGUGAUUUAGAAUUUUCUUCCAACCCUUGCUGAGGUCCAGGGUGUGGGUCCAGGGAUUAGCCUUGUACAUGCCACACAAGCACUCUCACUCAGCUACAAUACCCGCAGCACUUUUAUUUUGAGGUAGCAUCUGGAUUGCCCAAGUUAGUCUCUUGCAACCUUUCUGCUCUGGCCUCCCAAGUAACUGGAAUUAAAGCCAUGUACCACCA
Molecule: messenger RNA, 2058 nt
Organism: Cavia porcellus (domestic guinea pig)
Lineage: Eukaryota; Metazoa; Chordata; Mammalia; Rodentia; Caviidae
Gene: Ttc38
Product: tetratricopeptide repeat domain 38
Exons: 14
Coding region: 153-1559 (468 amino acids)
Molecular function (GO): protein binding
Source: RefSeq, a predicted model, not a curated record